This is a messenger RNA of Necator americanus (New World hookworm), 2247 nucleotides long. RefSeq lists its product as uncharacterized. Gene Ontology annotation, cellular component: mitochondrion. Lineage: Eukaryota; Metazoa; Nematoda; Chromadorea; Rhabditida; Ancylostomatidae. The coding region runs from base 1 to 2247 and encodes 748 amino acids. Gene Ontology annotation, biological process: translation. The transcript has 19 exons. The record is from RefSeq and is a predicted model, not a curated record.
AUGACUGAGGACAACUAUCCACCUGUGCUAAAGAAGGAAUGUCGCGAACAGACAUUGGAACGUGUUGUGGUCUUCAACGACAGAGCAGAACUGAAGCGUUCCGUGCAAUGUGAGUUGAAGCCUGGAUUGAACGAGGUGCACAUCGAGAACGUCACUCGUCACAUAAUUUACGACUCAGUUCGUGUGGAUGGCCGCGGCGAUGGUGUCAUCCAUGAUGUUCAACUUCGAGAAAAGCCUACGGUUCAUGAAGAGACAGAUUCUCCGCAGGUUGCCGAAGUACGUGCUAGGGUUGAAGAGAAAACCCAGGAGGUGAACUCACUUAAAGAUCGAGAAAAUGUGCUGCAAAAAAGAAUCGAAGCUCUGGACAAUGUUGUCGGCCAGGUUGGGGAAAACGUUGUGAAACAUCCGAAAGAGACAAAGGAGCCGUUUACUUUGAAUGACGAAACGUUGGAGAAUCUCACCAAGUUCUACUCUUUUUAUGAUGAAAGCUCAAUGGCCGUUCGUUCCGAGCAACGUAAGGUGAGGAAGAGCCUUGAGAAAGCAGAGAGGGAGCUUUCUGCUCUGCAAGCGGAGCUGAGAAGAGCAGAGUCAGACAACAGUUUGCAUCAAUACAGCAAGUCAAUCGUUAUUUCUCUUGAAAGCGAGAAAGGUGGACUUGUAAAUCUGGAAGUCAGUUACCAAGUACAUGGGGCUAGUUGGCAACCAUCUUACGACAUGCGUGUUGAAACAAGUGGAAAACAGUCUUUAAAGAUUACUUACUACGGCAACAUCUCACAAUCCACGUUAGAAGAUUGGUCAAAUGCUUCAUUGGUGCUAUCCACUGCUCAACCGUGUUUGGGAGGACACUUGCCGGAGCUCGGUGUCCUUGAAGCAGUUUUUUAUCGUCCUCCUCCUCCUGUAGAGCCUAGGCGAAUGAUGGCGAAGAAUGGAUUAGGAGGAGUUUCUGCACGCACAGCUUCGCUAUUCGGGAGUACCGCAGCUGAAAGUGUAUUUCUGUGUGAUACAGAACAAGAAAUGGCUGCUCCAAUGGCGUAUGGGAUGGCUGCGGUAGCUCCAGUUGAACAGCACGCUUUAAGCACCGAGUUCACGAUCGCGAAGCCAGCUGCUAUCCCCUCGGACGGAGCAGAACAUAAGGUCACCAUCGGUAUUGUGGAUGUUACUCCCCAGCUGGUCCAUGAAUGUGUCCCAUCAAAGAACACCAGCGCGUUCCUAACUGCUUCUGCGGUCAACAGUUCUCAGCUUCCUUUCCUACCUGGGGAUGCUUCGGUGUAUCUGAACAACAGUUUUGUUGCCAAGACAUGUAUGAAGAACGUCUCGCCUGGUGAAAGAUUUUCCUGCUCACUAGGAGUUGACGCAGCUCUACGCGUGGAAUACAAACCAGUAAAGAAAUACCAUGAACAGGUUGGAAUCAUCAACAAAGUUUCAUCGACUGUUCACGAGCAGGUCAUUGUAGUGAAGAAUUCACGUACUGACCCAGUACUUCUGACUAUCAAGGAGUACGUACCACGCAGCACUGACGAUAAAAUCAAGGUGAGGCUCAUAGCACCUGUUGUUUCAGCAUCAGAUGAAGCGAACGUCAACAGCUCAGGUGACCUCACGGCAGCCGCAGAACUUCCCAAAGAGGGACCGAAAAUGAAAGGUAGCAACUUGGAGUGGACAGUAUCGAUACCAGGUGGAAAGGCGAGCGAACUCCACGUGAAAUGGGCAGUGGAACAUCCGAAAGACGAGACAGUCCAGAUGCUUGGGCAUGUUUCCUUACCUGUGCGGCCAUCAGGGUCUUACGCAUUAAUCAGAAGUGUCUCCACCUCCGCACCAUUGAGUAAAAACCAAGCUGGAAAAUAUAGGUCGACGGUGAACCGGACGCGGUUGUUAACAUACGAGAUGGCUCAGAAACCGCAUCAUAUCGGAGUAAGGAAGUCAUGGUUAAGCUGGCAUUCUCAAAAUUUAGAAGGUUUUAAGCAGUCACAACCUUUGAUGGUAGUUCAGGAUGAGGUUAUUCGUCGAUUCAUUCGCGGCUUUUUCCCACAAAAUGUGGUCAUUAGUGGUGAAGAGAUUGUGAUCAAACGUAGAGGAAAUAUUGUCACUGUUGCUGGCUUCCUCCAAUACUCUAGACGCUUAGAUAUCCGUCGAAUAUACUGGAUGUUUGGUUUCGCGGAAGAAUUCCUAUCGAUUCUUCUUAAACAACCUGUUAAAUUAGAGCUUGCAUUCGUUGAAAGCGAAGCCGACAUAGCUUAUAAUUAUAUUUGA